Messenger RNA from Penicillium roqueforti, 333 nucleotides. RefSeq lists its product as uncharacterized. Lineage: Eukaryota; Fungi; Ascomycota; Eurotiomycetes; Eurotiales; Aspergillaceae. The coding region runs from base 1 to 333 and encodes 110 amino acids. The transcript is spliced from 6 exons. The record is from RefSeq and is a predicted model, not a curated record.
AUGUGGGAACCUUCGUUAUGGCGGCAAAGUACCUGCAUUGAGCUUGGACUCUCAUUGAUUGUUCUGUCAGCCUUGGUGAUGUGCGGAAUAAUUGUCAAAAACGCCCGGACCAAUACCAUCAAUCCCUACGGGUUUGGAAGCCUGAGGCGGAGUCGGUAUGCACGUAGUGAUACAUGCUGCCAUUUCGUCUUGCGGGGCAUCUGGGACACAAGUCCAAGAACCUUUAGGGGAAGACCUGAAGUCAGACGGGAGUGCACAAUCCCAGUUCUGGCGGGUCGGCUAAACUCCAGUGCAUUCAGCGGAGUUUUUGGGAUUACGCAGGAAACUGUGUGA